CUCUCUCUCUCUCUCUCUCUCUCUCUCUCUCUCUCUUAUCUUUCUACCACAUCAGAAACUUGAAGUUGAAUGUCCUGCAAAGUUGAGGAGCUGUGCAGUGCCAUGAUCUGAUCCGGACAUGGAAGGCGAAGCCGGCGGAUCCCGACGGCCCAACUUCCCUCUCCAGCUCCUCGAGAAGAAGGAAGAAGACUCAUGCUCCAGCUCUGCUUACCCUUCCUUGGCCAUAUCCUCCACCACCGCCGCGGCCGAGCUCGCAGUCGAUCGGCUGAGGAAGCCGCCGCCCAAGCGGACCUCCAACAAGGACCGCCACACCAAGGUCGAGGGCCGCGGCCGCCGGAUCCGGAUGCCGGCCCUCUGCGCGGCCCGCGUCUUCCAGCUCACGCGCGAGCUCGGCCACAAGACCGACGGGGAGACCAUCGAGUGGCUGCUCCAGCAGGCUGAGCCCGCGGUGAUCGCGGCCACCGGCACCGGAACCAUCCCCGCCAACUUCACGUCGCUCAACAUCUCCCUCCGCAGCUCCGGCUCCAGCGUCUCUGUGCCCUCCCACCUCCGCGCCGCUAACUACUUCAACAGCGUGGCGGCUGCUCUCCCCGGCACGUCCCUCCGAAUCCACAACGAAUGGGAACGUGGAGGCGGCUCCGCGUUCCCCACGGAGGGCCCGUCGUCGUCGUCCUCGUCCUUGCUUCUCAAUUUCAACUCAUGCAAUAUCGGCCUCGAUGCGUCGUCGGAGGGCGACAUCGGAAACAUACGUAAACGUCGAUGGGAGUCGGAGCUUCAUCAACAUCAACUGCAGCCGGUGCAGCAUCAGAUGGCGGGCUACAGCCAAGCAAGCCAUGGGCAGAUGCCAGGAACGGUGUGGAUGGUCACAAACCCUAACACACAAGACAUGGUGGGUGGUAACAGCCAGUCUAUAUGGACAUUCCCUCAAGUGGGAAGCACCACCAUGUUCAGAGGCUCUAUGUCCAGUGGCCUGCAUUUCAUGAACUUUCCUACGCCCAUGGCUCUCCUGCCGAGCCAGCAGCUAGGUCUGGGUUCCGGCGGCGGCGGCGGCGGCGGAGGCGAGGGCCACAUGGGAAUCCCUUCCGCCCUCAACAUGUACCGGUCGCCGAGUACCUCCGAGGCGAUGCCGUCCGCGUCCCAACAAGGGCACCGAGACUGCGAACGACACGACACGAUGAGCACCAGCGAUUCCUAGGCCCUUCUCACAACCAUGCAUGCACUUAUCUUCUUCUUCUGGCUAAACAUUUUGAUCCACUCGGAUGAUCUUUGGUUCUCAUAUUUGUUUUGACCACAAAAACCUACGUUCUGGCAAUACAAAUGCAAGUCAUUUCUUGGUGUG
Molecule: messenger RNA, 1339 nt
Organism: Musa acuminata subsp. malaccensis (wild Malaysian banana)
Lineage: Eukaryota; Viridiplantae; Streptophyta; Magnoliopsida; Zingiberales; Musaceae
Product: transcription factor TCP15-like
Cellular component (GO): nucleus
Molecular function (GO): DNA-binding transcription factor activity; sequence-specific DNA binding
Source: RefSeq, a predicted model, not a curated record